AUGUUGAACAUAAUCAAGCGCCAAAUGGCAUACCAAAAAGCCCGACCCACAAGUCAUCCCGCUUGCGAUGUUUUCAUAAACCACCGUGGCAUAGACACAAAGAGAUCAAUUGCAUCUUUGUUGUAUCAUCAACUCUUGUUGUCAAGAAUUCCAUCAUUUCUUGACAACAAGAACAUGAAGCCUGGUGAUAAGCUCUUUGAGAAUAUCGACAGUGCAAUACUGGGGUGCAAGAUUGGCGUAGCAGUCUUUUCACCACGAUACUGUCAAUCGUACUUUUGCCUUCAUGAACUCGCAUUGAUGAUGGAGUCCGGGAAGAAAGUUAUUCCCAUAUUUUGUGAUGUGAAACCCUCCGAGCUUCGGGUUUCGGAUAACAAAAUAUGUUCAGGGUCUGAGAUCAAAAGAUUCGGUUAUGCUAUCGAGGAGGCUAAGAAUACCGUAGGACUCGCGUUCAACACAACCAAAGGGAAUUGGUCGGACGUGGUAACAUAUGCAACAGAGUUGGUGAAAGAAAGCUUGAUCGAGAUAGAAAAUGAGAAGCAUGCUACUCGUCAGGCUCAAAUCUUAUACUAA
Lactuca virosa is the source of this 570-nucleotide messenger RNA. The record is from the annotation of a GenBank genome assembly. Lineage: Eukaryota; Viridiplantae; Streptophyta; Magnoliopsida; Asterales; Asteraceae.